UUUCAAGGAGUAAACACUGGCGAUGGAUGUUCCUCCUGUAUUUAUAAAAUUGUGAACUUUUUUAUGGUUAUUCAAUAAACUUUCGAUAGUUCAGUGAAUUGAUCGAAUAACAAAUAAUUACCGACAAAUGGAUCGUCCUUCAUGUGAUAUUGCGAACAAAAAAUUCCCGCCAGAUCAUUUGAGGAUAUUCAUCUAUAAGGGUGAUGUCGAAAAGGACCUCAUAACCACUAAAGAAAAAAUCAAACAUCUCCUCUUCGCCUUCAGUUCCAUUGAAAGUAUCUCUGACGAUUUUCUACAAUCACUUCCAGAUGUCGAGAAUCUUGUCCUCAAUGGAAAUCAUAAAUUUCCAAAACUAACAAAAUGUUUCUUCCAGAAUUUUCCUAAAUUAACCUUAAUUUACGUCCACAACAACGAAGACCUACAAAUUGAAGAGGAUGCUCUAACAGACUUAGACAAACUGAAGAUACUUUCUAUACAGGGUUUAAAAUACGAACAACUAAAUGAAUAUGUGUUCAAAGGUCUCAAUAACUUAAAGAGAUUAUCCAUGGUAAAAUGUGAUAUCUCGAAGUUAGAACAAAAUACUUUCAAGGAUAACCAGAAUCUGGAAGAGAUCAAUCUAUCUUCUAAUAACUUGACAGGCUUUCAACUUGGAACUUUCGAUGGCUUGGAUAAACUCAAGGAGUUGUCUUUACAAAACAAUAAGCUAGGCAAUAUAGACUGGUCACAAUUUAGUACACUGCCAUCUCUCGAGUACCUGGAUUUAUGUGAUAACGAGAUGACAAAAUUUGACGUUGCCAAAAUGAAAGAAAUGUUUCCUAAAAUUCAAAAAAUCAACAUUAUGAGUAAUUGUUUCACAGAAGAAGAGUUAACUGGUAUUGAAAAUGAGCUCAUAAGUUUGGGAAUAAAAAUCGAAUAAGGUGUUGUGUGUUGAUGUUAAUGGAUUUUCCAAUAAAUCAUUUUUGUGGA
This is a messenger RNA of Harmonia axyridis, 966 nucleotides long. Its product is annotated as P-granule-associated novel protein 1-like. Gene Ontology annotation, cellular component: extracellular matrix. The record is from RefSeq and is a predicted model, not a curated record. The transcript has 2 exons. The coding region runs from base 128 to 916 and encodes 262 amino acids. Lineage: Eukaryota; Metazoa; Arthropoda; Insecta; Coleoptera; Coccinellidae. Gene Ontology annotation, molecular function: protein binding.